UCGCCGCCGUUUUCCUAACGUAAGAAAUGCGAAGUACCAACUUCCGCUUCCGGUUGGCUCCGGCUGGAAGGUUGAAUACUGAAUGUCCUGAGAGGUCAGAGUGCUGUCAGGCUCUUGAGCUAAGAAUGGUUUUUACAGAUGAAGAUUUGCAGUCAUUUUGAAAAUAAGGAAUGCUGACUUUGAGAUUCAGACAUGGCCCCAGGGCAUGGGCAUGUACAGGAACAUGGUCACAGCAAGCUGGAGCUACCUGAUUACAGACAAUGGAGAAUCGAGGGGACCCCAUUAGAAACUAUCCAGAAGAAGCUGGCUGCACAGGGACUCAGGGAUCCAUGGGGCCGCAAUGAAGCUUGGAGAUACAUGGGUGGCUUUGCAAACAACGUUUCCUUUGCUGGUGCACUCCUGAAAGGGUUCAAGUGGGGAUUUGCGGCAUUUGUGGUGGCUGUUGGGGCUGAAUAUUACCUGGAGUCCCUGGAUAAGGAGAAGAAGCAUCACUGAGGAGGGUACCCGGAAGUAUCCUAGUGACUUCUUAACUUGUGAAAGUAAGGUUUCUCCGCUGUAGCCGAGUUAUCUGUGUGUGUCCCUUAGAGAAUGCUGGUUAGCGCAAAUAAAGAAAACACAUGCCAGUC
Molecule: messenger RNA, 626 nt
Organism: Fukomys damarensis (Damara mole-rat)
Lineage: Eukaryota; Metazoa; Chordata; Mammalia; Rodentia; Bathyergidae
Gene: Ndufb3
Product: NADH:ubiquinone oxidoreductase subunit B3
Exons: 4
Coding region: 193-495 (100 amino acids)
Biological process (GO): mitochondrial respiratory chain complex I assembly; electron transport chain
Cellular component (GO): mitochondrion
Source: RefSeq, a predicted model, not a curated record